CCCUUCCCUCCCCUCUCUUUCUUUCUCUUGCUCUCCUCGGCCCAUUCCAGUUCUCUCCUCUCCUCCCUGCGGUUGUGAGUGUGUUUUUGGUUGAGCGAUGUGUUGUUCGGUGGGUUUCGCCAGGUCUCUGGGUCUGGCCCUGCUGCCCCUGGCCCUCUGCUGUAUCCUUGCCAACCUACUGCUCCUGUUUCCCAUGGGACAAGUCACCUACAUCCAGCAGGACCGCCUGGCCAGCUACAUCUGGUACUUUGGUGGACUAGGAGGAGGUGGAGUGCUGAUGCUGUUUCCAGCUGUGGUCUUCAUAACUCUGGGGAAAUGUAGCUGCUGCUGGAAUGAGAGUGUAGUGAUGUGCGGGUCAGUGUUGACAGCUGUGGUCGGCAUGGUGGGGUCUGGCUACUGUUUCAUCAUGUCAGGAUUCGCCUUGGUGCAGGGCCCCCAGUGCUUCACUUCUUAUGGCUGGUCGUAUCCGUUUGCAGACCAGGGGGGCAGGUAUCUCUUACAACCAGAGACUUGGUCACGGUGUCUUCAGCCGGUUCAUAUCGUAGAGUGGAACGUGACUCUGCUGUGUGUGCUACUGGGCCUGGCUCUGCUGGAGUUCAUCAUCUGUCUCUUACAGCUGGGAAACGGUUUGGUCAACGCCGUCUGCCGGCCCUGUUGCUACAAGCAGGAGUAUAGUCUAAAUGCUUAGAUCUUAAGACACAUACAUACGUGUAUGUAGACUCACCUGCUGAGAGUCACACACUCGAUAUGUAUGCAUACAUACAGGACAUUAAUGGAUACAUGCAUACGCGGAAGUCUGCACACACAGCUUUAUAGCCCAGCACCAACCUUACUUAAACAGACUGACCUACAGUACACAUGCAGUAUCUUGGACACUUGACUGCCGUGUCAGUAUAUUUGCUACACUUUCAAGCGUUUAAUGUGCCUUUUAAAUUAGAAAAAAUCUCUAUACUGUCCUUGAUGAGGAUGAUGAUUUUUAUUAUUAUGAUGAGUUUUUCUGGUGCAGCCAGUCUCAACAUUUCAAAAGCAACAGGUUAUUAGGACAUAAUAACAAACAUGUGUGUUUGUGUCUUGAAUACUCAUACUAAAGACAAAGUAGAGCAUCCUUGAUUAAAACAAUAAUAUUAGGUAUACGGUUUCACUGAAGUAAGUAACAGUGUGUGAAACUUUCAUAUGCUUUCACAUAAGAGGAUAAAAAGUGACAACUGUUCACUUACUUCAUGAAAGCUAUAUUCUCAAUGUUGAGGUCGCUCGCUUUCUUUAUUAACAUUAUUGAUUGUAUACUUUCUAUACCUUCAUAAAGCCGACAUUUACACUACCGUUUUUGUUGCGUGAACAGAUGAUACACUGAUUUAAAUUAAUGUCGUUAUACUAGAAUACUUAAGAUACCAGGCUUGUAUUGUUUGAAAAUGAUGGAAAGGGCAUAAGCUCUUAUGUCCUUGCAAGAAGAGAUGCUCAUUUCCAUUAUUUAGUUGUUUAGUAACAUCUUGGCUGACAUGAUUAUCUUGAUGCACCAGGAAGUGUUCUUUCUGUCCAGUUUGAUACUUGUGGUUCCAACAUGUAUAAGCUGUGUUGGAUCACCUAAGGAUUAAAAGCAGUUUUUUUUUUGUUUUUUUUUCUUUGUACAUUUGUUUUAAUUUUCAGAGCAUUCUGUUGUAAAUUGUUUUCUUCACAUCUUUCACAUGCUAGAUCAGUGUUAAUGGACAAAUUAUAUAUUUUAGUGACAUAUUUUUAUAAUGUAUGGCUGUUUGUGCUGCCUUGAAUAAAUAAAAAAGACUAUUUCCAUUUUAA
Molecule: messenger RNA, 1791 nt
Organism: Etheostoma cragini (Arkansas darter)
Lineage: Eukaryota; Metazoa; Chordata; Actinopteri; Perciformes; Percidae
Gene: tm4sf1
Product: transmembrane 4 L six family member 18
Exons: 4
Coding region: 98-688 (196 amino acids)
Cellular component (GO): membrane
Source: RefSeq, a predicted model, not a curated record